Paraglomus occultum is the source of this 942-nucleotide messenger RNA. Lineage: Eukaryota; Fungi; Glomeromycota; Glomeromycetes; Paraglomerales; Paraglomeraceae. The record is from the annotation of a GenBank genome assembly.
AUGGUUUAUUUAUUUGACGUACCUGCAUUUCUUAUUCUCUUCAGAGAGACGGUUGAAUGUAGUGUUAUUCUUGCUGUGCUUCUCAGUUUUGUUAACAAAUUUGUCCCGGAAGACAACCCACAACUGAAGAAAAAAUUAAAGAGACAGAUAUGGAUCGGCACUGCUGCUGGACUUGCUCUCACCCUAAUGCUCGGUGCUAUCUUUGUUGCCAUUUUCUACACAAUAGCAUCUAAUCUCUGGGAAAAUAGUGAAGCAAUAUGGGAGGGUGUUUUCUCCUUGUUAGCGGCUAUCGUAACGUUGAUAAUGUCAUUCGGUAUGAUAAGGGUAAAGCAGUGGAAGACCAAGUGGGAAGGAAAGCUGAAGGAUGCCACCGAACGAUACCUUGACAGGCAUAAGAAGGGAGAAAAGUGGGCUUUGAUCGUUCUUCCAUUCACCGUUGUCGCCAGAGAAGGACUCGAAUCCUUUGUAUUCAUUGCCGGGAUUGGCUUUAAUAAUCCCGCCUCUGGUCUCCCUAUCCCAGUUGUCACUGGAAUUCUCGCUGGCUUUGCUGUUGGCUAUUUUAUUUACAAGGGAUCAAACGUUAUGUCUCUCAACAUUUUCUUCGGCGUAAUGACUGUAUUUUUAUUUCUUAUCUCCAGCGGCUUGUUUACAACAGCCGUUGACGAAUUACACGAAGCAACAGGAAAGUCCGAAAUCGUCUUGUGGAAACUCGAGUGUUGUAGCCCUGAAACGGAUAACGGUUGGAAAAUUGCCAAUGCUCUGCUUGGCUGGAGAAACGAAGCUACAUUGCAUACGACUCUUGCAUAUAUUGCAUGGUGGGUGGUUAUUGCCGUUGGUUUGACAAUUGUUUAUCGUAAAGGCAAGAAGGAGCGUAUUGAAGAUAUCGUUGACGAUCGUGAGAAUGAAAAGAAUGUGGAAAUUCAUGAUGAUGAUGUAGUAUGA